Trichomonas vaginalis G3 is the source of this 1218-nucleotide messenger RNA. RefSeq names its product tryptophanyl-tRNA aminoacylation. Gene Ontology annotation, cellular component: cytoplasm. Gene Ontology annotation, biological process: tryptophanyl-tRNA aminoacylation. The record is from RefSeq and is a predicted model, not a curated record. NCBI's taxonomy places the organism in Eukaryota, Parabasalia, Trichomonadida, Trichomonadidae. Gene Ontology annotation, molecular function: tryptophan-tRNA ligase activity. The transcript has a single exon. The coding region runs from base 1 to 1218 and encodes 405 amino acids.
AUGGAAUCACCAGCUGUAGAAAUCGAAUCAAUCAUUCCAAAACCAGAAUCAUACGGUGCAUUGCCAAUCACAGACGAACUUGUUGCUAAAUUCACCGAAUUAACAAAAACACAACCAAUUGCUGCAUUAAAGCGCCACAUCUUCAAUGGUCACAUCGGAUUUGACGCUGCCAUUGAGCAUGCCACAUCAGGAAAGCCACUUUACAUCUAUCUUCCAAUCUCUCCAUCCGAUCGCUUGACAACACUUCGUCAUGCAUUGUUCCUUAACUUUGCCAAAUUCCUUCAAACAGCAUUAAACUGCUAUCUUUUCAUCCACGUUAACGAUUACAAGGCCUACACACGUGAAACUGACAACAUUAAGUACGAUGCAGCAAAGAAGUGGACAGAAGAGACAAUCAGGGACAUCCUUGCCUUCGAAUUCAACAAGGAGAAGACAAUUGUCCUUACAAAUACAUCUGCUGUCGCCUUAAAUUACGUCAUGCUUUGUGAUCUCCAGAGAAAGUGCCCACUUGGCGAAUUUUUCCACAAUUUCUUCACAGACGACAACGUCAAUGUCGGUACAAUAGAUGCCGUCUUCCAAGAAGCUACCUGCGCCAUUCCAGCAUAUGUCGAGAAGAUUUUCCCAGGAAAGAAGGACCUUAAGUGCUUAAUGUUACUCCGUGCCUCACAAGAGAAGCUUUUCCACUUCGCAUGCUCACUCUGCGACAAGAUUUCCGCUGAAAAACCAUACGCAAUCUUCGGAGGCUUCGUUCCAGCUCCACAGUCGGGCCAAAAGAUGCCAAAGCUUGCCAAGUUCGCUCUCGGCGCUUCACCAAACGACCAAAACCAAAAGGGCGGCAAACAAAAGAACUCAAUUCGCGAUUACAUGUCAAUUUACAUCAAGAAUACACCAAAAGAGAUUGCAACCAAGAUCAACAAGUUUGCCUUCUCCGGCGGUAAGGAUACAAUCCAAGAGCAUAAAGAAAAAGGAGCAAAUCUUGCAGUUGAUAUCCCAACUUACUACUUAAAGAUCUUCUUAGAGGACGACGCUGAAUACGAACGCAUUGUUAAGCAUUACGGACCAGGAGUUCUCCCAGAAGGAGAAGAAAGAAUGCUUUCAGGCGAAUUAAAGAAGAAAUGCGGUGAAGUACUUGCAAACUUUAUCAAACACAUCCAGGAGAAGAGAACAGCUGUUACAAAGGAAGAUAUCGAGAAAUGCUACAAAUUAUAUUCUUUAUAA